GACCCCUACUUGCGCGUGCGCAUCACCGGACUCGACCGCAACCGGCGCGACAUCCUCAUCAAGUUCGACGCGCAGACGAACCUCUCCAACUUCACCGGCACCACGUACCGCAAUGUGUCGCGCUCCUACCUCGAGUUCCAACAGUUCUACGAGAGCAUCGUACACAGCAACCCGCAAACAAUCGUCCCUGCCCUCCCUCUUGCGCAGACAUCGGCGCCGACGGAUGAGGAGGAUGACAGGCUCGUGCGAAUCAUGCUGCAGCGGUGGAUGACGAGGAUCUGCGAGGACCCGAUCCUGCUUGCAGAUGAGGAUCUCAGGUCGUUCAUUGAGAGUGACUUCGGCUACCAGCCCACCCCUCGACCACGCCGGAAGACCUCCUCCGGCUUCAGCCUCAUCCGACGCGGCGUGCCUGAUGAGGACGAGGAGUUGCAACGCGCCCGGUUCGAGCUCACCAAGCUGGAGGGGCAGUUCUUCGAGACGGCACGCGCAGUCGACAAACUUGCAUUGGCGCGUAAAACCCUCGCAGGAGCUCACUCGGAAAUGGGCAACAAACUCAUCAACGUCGCGAUCACUGAAGCCCACCCUCCCCUUGCCAAUGCCUUCCGCAAGAUUGGUCGGACAUGGCACAGCGUUGCUGACCUCGAUCAGGCGCAAGCUAUAAGCGAGUGCGUUGUAAUCGGCGACUCCCUUGGCUACCAAGGCAUGAACGCGCGGUCGGCCAAGGAGACGCUCCAGAUGCGCACUGGAGUGUUGGAGGAAUAUCAGGCCGCAGUGAAGACGACUAUCUCGAAGCGCAGGCAGAUUGAGCGCUUAAAGGCGAGCUCGAAUAUCCGGCCAGACAAGGUCGACGACGCGCUCGAAGACAUGGAGGAGGCAAAUAAGUACGAGCAAGUACUUGCCCGGCGAGCGGAAGGCAUCUCGCAAAACUUGCAUCGCGCCCUGGAAACCCAUAACCGC
This is a messenger RNA of Schizophyllum commune H4-8, 957 nucleotides long. RefSeq lists its product as uncharacterized. The record is from RefSeq and is a predicted model, not a curated record. Gene Ontology annotation, molecular function: phosphatidylinositol-3-phosphate binding. The annotation marks the transcript as partial. Gene Ontology annotation, biological process: intracellular protein transport; retrograde transport, endosome to Golgi. NCBI's taxonomy places the organism in Eukaryota, Fungi, Basidiomycota, Agaricomycetes, Agaricales, Schizophyllaceae. Gene Ontology annotation, cellular component: endosome; retromer, tubulation complex. The transcript is spliced from 3 exons.